AUGCCGGAUGAAAGCACACAAAGCCGAAACGAUGCACUCUCGCUAACGACACUGCUGUCGGAAGAUCCGACUGCUGCAGCAUUGCAACCGGGCCACACCGAUGCAUCACUGCAGCCACUGUCAGAGCACAACCCGUCCCCGUCUUUGCCAGCUGCCCCCGGUACAGAUGGAAGACGGCGGCGCCGGUUGGGCAGAAAGCGUAAGCGUCGACCGCUGCAGGAUGACUACUGGCCAUCGGCCAUACCGGAGGAUAAUGACACCGAAUCGAACGGUUUCUCCCCCUCAACCGCAACUGCGGGCCAAGUGUCCGAUCGAAAGCGUCUACCGUACGCUGGUGCUGCGGCCUCUCGCUGGGAGGAAACGGCCCAAAAGCUCACCCCCGGUAGGCAGGCGCUUCGAGCGAAUGGAAACCAUUGGAUGCACAAUCCUUACACGGAUGCGAUAAACGUAGACCAACCGCCAGCAACGGUAAGAAGGCUUCCAGGUGGACAGUCCAGUGCGGCAGCAACGGCCGGAAAUUUGUCACCUAUUGAUCCGAAUAGGUCUCGACGAAUUGCCGGCGGGCGCCCAACGGAACAGUCACCGACCAAUGGCAAAGCGUACCGGAAGCCAUACUCACAGGCACGCCGAACCGUCGAGGAACCGUACGCAUCCGGCGACGGUGGUUCGAGUGAAGCGGGAAAGGUUCCGACAUCGGCCACCGAUCUAAAGGCGUUGCUAAAACAAUCCGAUGGGCUUAGCCUUAGUGAGAUAUUGCAGCAGCGUAACAUUUCUCUGCAGGAUCUUAUCAAGGGCAAGCAGAUGGCACUGGCCGCCCUCACGCAGAGCCCGCUCGAGGCAACCACCAUGGCAACGAUGGGAGACGAACUGUCCACGACCCUUUCGCCAACGCUUUCGAGCGUACGGUUUCGGGUGCACGAUGACAGCAGUACCGUGCGUCCAGAGGCUUCCGGAGAUAUCACCAGCGUAACGACAUCGGCCACGACCACAAUGCUACCGGCUAACGACUUGCUAACGACGUCCGGCUUUAAUGGCGGUCCUCUACCGAGCGCACUGGAGGAUGAAUCGAACAAUGCGGUCGGUGACGAUAUUGUCCACGGUGGUGUGGGAAGCAUUUUUCCGACGGUCGAAAUCAAACAGCUCGCCCUCAACCCGAUACUUCCCGUGCACAAGGAAGAGCAACGUGUCCGCCCGAUAAAGGGUGUCGCCUCUCGGAUACGGCCCGACCUAAGCAACACACACAUCCGGACCGAACCGGGUCAGGCAGCACAGGUGCGGCAAGGUAUCGCGACCACAACCACCGGCAGUCCAACGAUUGUUCCAACGAACCCUUCUUCGCUACUGCUGAUGACAUCGACCACGAGGGAAAAGUGGACACCGUCUGCCGCACUGGUCGGACAGCGUCAAAAGUUUCAAACCACCGGCACAAAGCACGUCCACUCCGGAAGGUACGGUUACGGUACGACAUUACCCUCCGGGUUUAGCUCAACCGGUGCGGAGAGUGAUAGUUCUGCUCCGCUAACGCUGACGACAACGCUGGUUGGCACGACGACCGAACCACCGUCGGCUAAACGGCUCAUAGGACUUAAACUUAGUUCAGCCGAAGCUACCUCCAUCCUGCCGGAAGCGGAAGCAAUGGUGGAGUUAUCGCCCGACCGUCAUCUACACCAGCAUCUGCUUCGCGUUCCGAAACUUAAGCCCAGAAUCGCCAUCAAACCGAAGCUAACGAACGUUGUCCCACCGACGUUACCUGCAGAAACAUCAUCUUCCUCCACAGUGCCACCGACAUCAUUACCGCCGACCAAGGCUGGCACAGAAAAGGAUCGCUUUAAUCUGUCCGAUGUUGAGCUGGGUGAUGAUAGUACCGGUGAGGGAUCCAUCCCCACGUCCAGCAGCAGUAGCAGCAGCAGCAGUGGCAAGCAGGGUCGCCAGCAACGGUUGAACGAUGAUUUGGAUGAAAGUGACGAGCCAGGUUUGAACAUUAUCGAAAAGUUUACCUCGUUUGCGGAUUCGGCGGUACCAGCGACACAGGAAGAGCGCGACUCGGAACAGGCAGCGGUGGCCGAUUUAAUUGGACGAAUAAGCGAACACACCCAGCGUUCGUUUACCGACAGCUUGGAGGAUUUAUAUCGUGACGUUACCGAAAGCAAUCCAUCAUUGUUCAAUGAUCUCUCCCCAAUUGCUAGCGCUGACGAUCGACGAGAACUCCUCGAACUGAUGGAGGAUCGCCGGAUUGGAUCGCGCCUGGCUAAGGUGCUGUCCCAGCGUAACAUGACACUAGAGCAGCUGCUAGAGCAUCGACGUCGCGGUUCCAGCCAGCUACAUCUAGCGGAAAUUGCUAACGGUAAAGUAAAACCGAUCGAUGACAAGAUCGAUAUUGUGACAGCGUUCGAGCACUUUCCACGCUUCAACAUUGGCAACCUACGCAGUAUCCGGCCCGACGACAUAAAGCUCGACUCGCAAGGUUUCAGCUACUUCACCUCCAUCAUCAACAUCCGGCCGUCGGAUGAGGCGUACAAGGAGGCACGUGCCCUGCAGGACCGGCAUCGCCCAAGGCGCCCAUCAGCGUCCGCAAAUCAUCGUGGUGAGACGCAUUUUUUAGUGAAGGGCGGAUCGAAGGAUAGGCUGCUCGUGCCUUCGAGAAUGUCCGCCGGUACCGAACAUGCGUACGGCAGCAACAGCGAAAACUAUGACCACCAGGCCGACGACCCGAACGUGGUGGGUGAUCUCCUCGAUCUGGAACUCUCCGGUCACGGGUUUCAACAUCACCGCAGCGCAUCGGUAACGAUCGAAAGUACCUCGAUGCCGGUCGGUGUACGAUCGGCCAUCGUUGCCAGUUCCGCGAUCGUUGGUGUUUCGCUCGUGAUCUUUAUAGCCAUAUUUGUGGCCUGCCGGUUACGGCAACGACGUCGCCAAAAGCUUAACUACACCGAAAACUUCAACAUGGCCAAGGGUCGGUUGCCCAUUCUUCAUGGAAGUGAUCAGGAAACGACGGCCCGCAAGAGCUGUUCACCAUCGGUAUCUGGACGCUCGAGCAGUUUGGGUGAACAGGUUGUGUUUACCACACAUCGAGCAUUGGCCGGAACAACGGGAAGUGGAACGUCGGGAAAUGGUGCAACGGGAACGUCAACGACCGCGACAGGAAGACAGCGAGCCGCCAUGAUGGAUCCGAAUUCAGUCGAGGUGCAGGAUUAUCUUUGGGAUCGAAAACCGUUCCAGUAA
This is a messenger RNA of Anopheles maculipalpis, 3222 nucleotides long. RefSeq names its product mucin-5AC-like. NCBI's taxonomy places the organism in Eukaryota, Metazoa, Arthropoda, Insecta, Diptera, Culicidae. The record is from RefSeq and is a predicted model, not a curated record. The transcript is spliced from 2 exons. Bases 1 to 3222 code for a protein of 1073 amino acids.